Molecule: messenger RNA, 2208 nt
Organism: Peronospora matthiolae
Lineage: Eukaryota; Oomycota; Peronosporomycetes; Peronosporales; Peronosporaceae
Source: the annotation of a GenBank genome assembly
AUGUCGUCGUACACGGACGACGCCUUCGACUGCGAGUCGCCGCACGCCAUUUUAUCCAGUUGCCGGGGGUUCGGACGGGAUCAGCGCUACGAUCCGCAGCUAGUGAACACCAUGGGCAGCUCACGACCUGAAAGCGGGAGCGAAGGGGAUGGAACCAAUGAAGCGACGUACAAGAAAAUGGCCCAGCCGCGACCAGAGAUCAUCCUGCGCUGGAAGCGGUUCGCCCUGCUCGUGGUGCUUGUAGCUGCCGUCAUGUCCUCGAUCGCUGCGUGGCUGCGCGAGGGAUUUGUGGUGGACAAGAACGUUCCUGUGAGCGAGGCUGAGAACAAGACCGACGUGGUCAACUCGUACCUUGGUCUUAUGAUGGGUUUUGUCGAGUCCUUUAUUGGCCUUGGCGUGGAAGAGAUUUUCCCCGUGUUUGUGGUGUACCUGCACAACUUGAAGUGGUAUCCAGGAGACGACCCUGCGACUAAGAAACAAAGCAAGCUCAAGAAGUUUGCGCUCACAAUUUUUAUCCCUACAGUCAUGAUGGCAGUGAGCAGCUCGCUCUCGGCAGUGCAAGCUAAUCAGAAAGAUGACAACGGAGGAGGUGGUUACACCACGACAACUAAAUUGUCCACGACGAGGUUCUUAGUGCGAAACGUGACUGAGUUGGAGGGCGAUGGACUGGGAAACACUAUCUUGAAGACGGAGCUGGCACGAAAAGUGGAGCCUAUGCAGCCUCCGGAUGCAUCUAUGUGCAGCAAUGAUAGUACCAGCUUGUUUUCAGCAGAAAUGCUGCUUGCAGCUGCCCCCAAGGCUAUUUUCGGGUUCCGUGUGCCGGAUUGGGGCGCAGAUUUUGCAGACGGUUGGUCUAAUCGAGAAAUUAUGAAGAAUCGGAAGCUUUCGCAUUUAGAUGCGGACGGACACUUGCUACAGAACGAUGUCGUGUCGCUUACCACAGCCUACGAACUAUGGGUGCAGGGUAGAGCCAUUCUACUAAAGAGUAUACGGGAUGAUAGCGCGUUCCGAGGGAGCACUCCGCCAUCGAGUACGGACGAGCUUUUAGCUGGCAUUCUGAGCUUUCUUCUCGAUACGGAACUACCGCUGGUGGAAGGUGCUGCUGUAGACGUUUCGUUCGAGUCAUUGGAAGUAAGUUCUUCGAUCAACUUGGAUGCCAUGGUUCUGAAAGUACCGAUACGCGGUCCAAGUAAUGCGUCCGUUGUUUGCGGCGAAAGCAGUUGUGCUUGGAUGCGUCCACAGAUGAACAAUAAAGAACGAUUGCCGCGCAAGCAGAUCGGAAUCACACAACUAAAGGAAAACUGUUCGCUGUCGGAUGAAUGUGACAGCGUCCGGAACGCUGCAUUCUUGUAUGGGUUCACCACUGUAACUAACGUUGAGCGCGACACGGCCGCUCCAACUAGUUUAUUGAUUAUGUCUUUCGCGCGGCUGUCGUGGCGUUUCGAAACUGACGUGUAUGAGUGCGAGUCAGGAGCGGAUCAAGAUGAAGGCUGUCAAGUGCUACGUUACCAGCUGGGUGGCAACGACCGUCACUUGGUUCAACCGAAGCAGAAGUUUCCAGUUCAACUUCAGACUGGUCUGGCGGUACUAACCUCACUCGUACAACUGGUGGAUCCUAAAACUAGACAACCAGGUGCCGAGGUGUCCUCGUCUGUAACGCUGGAGUAUCUCGAAUCAUGGCCUUUGGCUCGCACUCAUACUUGUGACAGAUCCGUCGAGGCGUAUCUCCAGUAUGUGAAGAGCAACCACUUGUACAUGGGUGACGACAUGUUGGAGACGAUGGUGGCAACGGCGCUGCUAUUUGUUUUUCAGGACGCCCGAAUCGUAGAUGGUGCACCAAGCGUGGGCUUUACGACGGCCAAACGACGUCUUGUUGAUGCAACGACUGCACGACGUGUAAAGAUCUUUUUGACGAAUACUCGAGUGGGCAACGUCUGCACGUGGACGGGGUGCGGAGUAUUGUUGCUGCUGACAGCUUUGGUUCUUGCGUUGCCAAAUGAGCGCGCUCGACUUGCGCCACCUCGAGGAGGCAACGCACGUGCUGAGAGGUUUGUGGCCGUGCAGACAGAGCAGAUAUACCCCAACCUUAUCUAUAAGAAGCGUUUCCUGAUCGGCAAAACCGGUGAAGAGAUAAAAUUUAAUGAGUUUGCGGUCGAAUCCGUCGGGCUGCACCACAAGAUGGAGGAGGACGAGCAAAUCUACAUAUAA